UCUGUAUCCGCUAAUCAUGUUUCGCUUUGGGCGGGCUCGACGCGCAACAUACCAUUAGAAAAAUACAUCCUGAGUGGAAGUGUUUGACAUGAGGAUAGAGGCAACUGUCAGUCUGAGACGUCAAUAGAUUCACGAAGACGGAUAACUGUACAAAAAUGUCAACAAAGGACGUAUUUGUCAGAUGCCGAAUCUGAUUUUGGGUAUUGUCGCGGCUGUCCAUUUCCAAACGGAAACCACAGCUAGCUUCUGUACUGGACAGCAACACCCGCUAGCUAGUUAGCUUAUUCUCGAUUCCAGGACACGUCUCUUAAUUUAAAAUACAAAACUGAAUGUUGUUUCAGUCAUGAGUCCAGCCGGGUGCUCACAUGUGAACGCUUAUAAGGUGGACAAUUGGAGGCAAAACCUACGAGUCAUAUAUCAAUGCUUUGUUUGGAGCGGGAGUGCUGAAGCCAGGAGACGAAAGGUGCUUCAGAAUGAUGUGAGAUGGACAGCAUUGGCCAAAUCAUGUAUCUGUCACAUGUGCGGCGCCCACCUGAACCGGCUCCACUCCUGUCUCUCCUGCGUCUUCUUCGGCUGCUUCACCAAGAAACACAUCCACGAGCACGCCAAAAACAAACGACACAAUCUAGCAAUAGACUUAUUAUAUGGUGGAAUAUAUUGUUUCGUGUGCCAAGACUACAUAUACGACAAAGAGAUGGAACAGAUUGCCAAAGAAGAACAGAGGAAAGCCUGGAAAUUGCAAGGUGUAGGGGAGAAAUACUCGACGUGGGAGCCUACGAAGCGAGAGCUGGAGUUAUUACGGCACAAUCCAAAGCGAAGGAAAAUCACUACAAACUGCACCAUCGGUUUACGAGGGUUGAUCAACCUGGGCAACACGUGCUUCAUGAACUGCAUCGUCCAGGCCCUCACCCACACCCCCCUGCUGCGCGACUUCUUCCUGUCCGACAGGCACAAGUGUGAGAUGCAGUCCAACUCCUGUCUGGUGUGUGAGAUGUCACAGCUCUUUCAGGAGUUCUACUCGGGCCACCGUUGGCCCCACAUUCCCUUCCGGCUGCUGCACCUGGUGUGGACUCACGCACGUCACUUAGCGGGCUACGAGCAACAGGAUGCCCACGAGUUCCUCAUCGCAGCGCUGGAUGUGCUGCACCGCCACUGUAAAGGAGACACCACCCGAGACGACAACGGGAAGAAGGCCAACAAUCCAAACCACUGUAGCUGCAUCAUUGACCAAAUUUUCACUGGCGGCCUCCAAUCAGACGUCACCUGUCAAGUCUGCCACGGUGUGUCCACCACGAUAGACCCAUUCUGGGACAUCAGUCUGGACCUGCCGGGCUCGUCCACUCCCUUCUGGCCCCUUAGCCCCGGGGGAGACGGCUCAACGGUCAACGGAGAGAGCCACCUUUCAGGGGCCACCACGCUCACAGACUGUCUACGCAGGUUCACUCGGCCUGAGCAUCUAGGAAGCAGUGCCAAAAUCAAAUGUGGAGGUUGCCAUAGUUACCAGGAGUCCACCAAACAGCUGACGAUGAAGAAGCUCCCCAUCGUGGCGUGUUUCCAUCUCAAACGGUUUGAACACUCUGCCAAACUGAGGAGGAAGAUCACCACCUACGUCUCCUUCCCUCUAGAGCUGGACAUGACACCUUUCAUAGCUUCCAGUAAGGAGAGCAGGAUGAAUGGCCAGUAUCAACAGACAGUAGAAGUGUUAAACAACGACAAUAAGUAUUCUCUGUUUGCGGUGGUGAACCACCAGGGCACCCUGGAGAGUGGUCACUACACCAGCUUCAUCCGCCAACACAAGGACCAGUGGUUCAAGUGUGACGACGCCAUCAUCACGAAGGCCAGCAUCAAGGACGUGUUGGACAGUGAAGGGUAUCUGCUGUUCUAUCACAAGCAGUUCCUGGAGUAUGAGUAGCCUUACCUUGUAGACCGCUGACUCUGCGGAGAACCAACCAACCCAACGCUCAAAGAGAUGAGGAACCAACCAAUGACUGUGGAACAGAGGACGAUAAAACACGAACACACAAACCUACCUGAAACUCUGACUAUACCAGUUACUACUACCCCCACUGACAGGGGUGACAGUCUAACAUAAACAAUGACUAAUAGUGAAAAAUCAUGCAAAACUUGUUCAAAAACAGCACUGAGCUCCCGGCAUCUACUUGACACAACUGAAUGGAGAAAGAGAAUGAGGAAAAGUGGAGUGGUGUGGGUGGGAAGGAGCCCUCCCUCUCUCUCCCUCACUCCGCCCCUUUUCUGACGUUGGGGCGGAGCCUUGUCGAGAGUGAUUGACAGUUCUGUGGAGAGGAAGUAGGAGGGAAGAGGGCACAGUGGGACUCAAACCCCCAAAACUACAGUAUUGAAUUGUGAAUUCUUGUUUCUUUCCUCAUGGUGCUCUCGUUUCCACUGAAAAGCAUUUACCAUACAGUCACGAUGGGAGGAGACUGUCCAACGUCUACAUAUGCAUACACAACUAAAUGCAAAAAAUAUAUAUACUUCAACAACAAAACAAAGUAUGGUAUUAUUUCAAAUAAAAUAGCAAGCGAGAUCUAGUUAUGAUUCUUAUCAUUUGAAUUUAGUUCUGGAAUAUGCUGUAUGAUCCUCGAGUACAUCUAUUUUUUUGAAAGCGGAAAAGUGAGAGAACUGAGAGCACGAGACGCCAUCCUUGCUAGUUUCCUGGUAAACAUAGCCAAACAUGAAAAAUGGACUUGGAGCAAACUGAACAUACCCAUGUUCAAACUAUUUUGUUGUUGAUUAUUUUCUUCUUUCAUUUUGGUUGAGGGAAUAUCAAUUUUUUUAUUUACCGACUCGUUCAUUGAAAUUCUUUGUACCAUUUCUUUCCAGUGUCCACGUUAAUCUCACCGUUCUGUUUUGUUGCGGUGCAGUAAUGUCCCUUCCUUGCUGCCAUGGUACCUUCAGAAGACGUUAUUUCGAUGUAGUAUUCUUUAUCGUGGAAAGUGUUGUUGGGUAUAUAAUGAUGGUGGUGAUUUAAAUUGGCUCACUUUGGGCUGUUGACAUUUUUGAGCUAUAGGUUUCUAUAGGUUUCUUGUGGCAUUAUGAAGUAGAGGCAAUGUAUUCUCUGUAGCUUGGUCCCAGAUCUGUUUGUGCAGUCUUGCUAAAACUCUUAUAGUAGCUGGGAAGCCAUCACAAACAGAUCUGGGACCAGGCCAUGGCUAUCAGACUGCUGUGGGUCUUUUUAGAAGACCUCUGCAACACAGUAGGGUGGAUACCUGGGGCAAAUUGCUUGCUAUUCCCCAUAUACUGCAGGGACAAAUGUAGUUCUCUAGGGAAUAGUGGGCCAUUUCAAACACAGACCUCUAGAGUCUGUCAACUAAAGCGAUGUGCUAACGUAAGCCUACUGCAACACAGCUGUGCAGGUCUAGGGCAAAACUGAAAUGGCUCACUAUUCCCUAUAUAGUGCACUACUUUUUAAUUCUGUCCAAUAGUUGUGCACUACAUAGGGAAUAGUGUGCCAUUUUGGACGCAUGUCCAUCUCUGUCUUAAUGCCGCCUUGGGCAAUAAUACCUCGACGCCUACACCUCUUCUGUUACAAGACUCCGUUGACUGAUUUGUGUACUGUUGUUGGGGGGGAUAAAUGGCGAUGAUGAAGGAUUGCACGUACACGGUGGCGCUGUCUGUUUGCUGCACACUCUCCAGCUUUGAAUCCAUCAGUGUUCUCUUAAUAUCCACAACAACAACCACAUGUGGCUUGUUCAGACCAAGGUUGUGUUCAUUAGGCACCAAAUAGAGAACUCACAAACGGGGAGGGACUGCUUGGGCUUGUCCAAUGAGAAACGCUCAUUUAAAUGUUCCGUGGCAAAACGUUUGAAAACGUUAUCCAUUGCGUGCCCUGAUGUGCACGACCCAAUGUGACUUGUGGUAGGUUGCCUCUGCAGUGCAGUAACACAGUGCUCUAUCCUAUCAGUAUGCUGUCUGAAUUCUGAGUCUAAAAAGAAAGAACACAAAUGUGUUGUUGGGUAUUUUAUGUUUGAAUAUCACUGUGUAUGUAAAGUUUUAAAAAAGAAAUGUGUGAAAAUGUAUAGCACAUUGAUACCGCAACACUUUGGGUUCUGGUCCAGCUGCUCGGGAAACAAACAAUACAAAGAAAUAAAACAUAUCUAUCCUCUG
This is a messenger RNA of Oncorhynchus kisutch (coho salmon), 4125 nucleotides long. Its product is annotated as ubiquitin carboxyl-terminal hydrolase 22. Gene Ontology annotation, molecular function: zinc ion binding; cysteine-type deubiquitinase activity. The coding region runs from base 344 to 1912 and encodes 522 amino acids. The record is from RefSeq and is a predicted model, not a curated record. The transcript has 14 exons. Lineage: Eukaryota; Metazoa; Chordata; Actinopteri; Salmoniformes; Salmonidae. Gene Ontology annotation, biological process: protein deubiquitination.